Messenger RNA from Penicillium bovifimosum, 1362 nucleotides. RefSeq lists its product as uncharacterized. The record is from RefSeq and is a predicted model, not a curated record. Lineage: Eukaryota; Fungi; Ascomycota; Eurotiomycetes; Eurotiales; Aspergillaceae. The coding region runs from base 1 to 1362 and encodes 453 amino acids. The transcript is spliced from 2 exons.
AUGCCUUUUCCAGCAACUCCAUCACCGUUCCGCCUCUCCCGUCAAAACCCAUCGACGCGCCGCAAUGGCCCCCAGUUUGCCCCGACACCUCGGUUUUUGCUAUCACAGAGUGCAACACAGAAGGCGGAUGAUGACCUCGACGUGAUAGACGAUGAUGGACCAUCUUCAACGCGUCAAGUCACGCGUGACCCGCUAGCCUCACAUAGUACCACUCGCCCGCACCAGCCCGACGUCAUCGAGGAUUCUGACGAUGUCGACAUUACAAGACAUACUGGGACCAGAGCGAGAAAUGCCAAUGAGCUACUAGAUGAUGCCAUUGAUAGCACUCCUCCGGAAGAGCCGGAGACACCGGGCAUCCUGGAUGCUGAGUACGACGCGCUGUUUGCGACAACCAGAGAGGGCAACAAAAGGCGUCGUGUCGAUGCCAGCACGCCGUCGGCAUUAACGCAACUGGAUCCAAUACCUUCAUCGCCCCCCGACGCGGCAGAUGCUCUGGCUGGCGACAUCGAUGUACUGGACAGUGGCACGCAAAGAACCCCAGCGCCUAAAACACACCAGUUCGCGCUACCCAUCUCAACUCCAGAUGUGAGAACGAGAACACCGUUCCGCGGCCGUCCUCGCUUCAUGCUUUCCUCAGCGGCAAAGCCUCCUAGCAGCCAAUCCGCGCCCAAAUUCAAGCAAGCCACACCAGGCAUAUCGCCGCCCGAGAGGAGGAAACCAGUAUUUGUUCUGCCUCGCUCGCCGUCUCCAAAGCCGGACGCAGAAGAUAUACCUGCGCCAUUUUCUCCCUCCGCGCGCACUCUGCAUCGUCGUGGUCGGAAUCGGUCCGGUGCUAGUUAUGUUCCCGGUGGAAUGGCUGCUGAGGUGCGCGGCUGGGUUUUGGAAAUGGGGGCGAAGCAUGAACAGGUGCCCAGGCCUCUAUUACCUCAAGGCCCCGAGACGAAGGUGGCCGGUGCCUCGCUGGAAAGGUUAGCGAAGUAUUUCCUGGCAGCGCGUGUGGUCCAGGUCAGUCAGUCGGCUCUUAGUGGCUGUGGCUGUGUCGCGUUUCUCCGGGCCGAAGUCGUUACUGGGAACAGUGUGCAGGGGCAGGAUUCUGAUCCUGCUGUGAACAUUAUGAUUAUGGGGCCUUCGCGCGCUGACUCUGCCGUGACACCCCAAAUACGGCGUGGGGACCUAGUUGGUAUUUACAGAGGGCUUAACUGGAGCUUGGAGCUUGGCACAGACUAUGGUGAACCUGUGAUACCUGGGCGGAUAUAUGGCGACGCCUCGAGGUGUGAUCCUACCGAACAGGGUGGACACGGAGAGACGAAAGAGGUCUGGCUCGUAGCCAUGGAAUGGGAUCUCGUGGAAACAGCUGAUUGA